AUGAAGGCGCUCCGCCUCUUCCGAACGCGACCACCAUUACCUUCGUUCUGCACCGACACAGCGCGGCAGGUUGGACCUUCGCGCUACGUCUCGCGCCUUGCCAGACCUUUUCACAGCUUCAGAGUGAGCCAAGCUCGCCGCUACCCUACUUUACGUAGUCUACCCCAGUGGUAUUCCCAACCAUUUAAGUCUCCAGCUCCUCGCCGGCCCUACUCCAAUCAUACAAAUCCACACACGCAAGCAACCGCUCAACUCACUUUCUCUCAACGAUUUCGAAAGCUUGGCCGUGAGUAUGGCUGGUCCGCGACAGGCAUCUAUUUUCUCCUCUCUGCCCUAGACUUCCCCUUCUGCUUCGCUGCGGUGCGAUGGCUUGGGCCAGAGCGAGUAGGGAACGCUGAGCGAGUAGUUGUUGAUGGGGUUCGGGGAUUCAUUCCUGAUAACGUCAAGACAGAAUGGAAUCAGCUGAAAGUAAAAUUGAAAGAAGUAGCGGGACGUGGUAUUGAAGAUGGGAAGGUGGGAGGAAAGAUUCAAGCAGAGCAGCAUGGCCUAGUUGCGAUUGCAGAAGUCGGGGAUGGAUAUGAUUACGAUCAUGGUGUACGGGAGGCGGAGAGGGAAAAUCGAGGUGAACAUGCAAGUCUAUGGACACAACUUGCUCUUGCUUAUGCUAUUCACAAGAGCUUCAUUUUCAUCAGACUACCGAUUACAGUAGCUGUAACCCCAAAAGUGGUGAAGGUGCUCAGAGGCUGGGGCUGGAACAUAGGGAAGAGAAAACCGAAAGGCCUGUAG
Bacidia gigantensis is the source of this 786-nucleotide messenger RNA. RefSeq lists its product as uncharacterized. The transcript is spliced from 2 exons. Gene Ontology annotation, cellular component: mitochondrion. The coding region runs from base 1 to 786 and encodes 261 amino acids. NCBI's taxonomy places the organism in Eukaryota, Fungi, Ascomycota, Lecanoromycetes, Lecanorales, Ramalinaceae. The record is from RefSeq and is a predicted model, not a curated record.